Molecule: messenger RNA, 4476 nt
Organism: Morone saxatilis (striped sea-bass)
Lineage: Eukaryota; Metazoa; Chordata; Actinopteri; Moronidae
Gene: znf711
Product: zinc finger protein 711
Exons: 8
Coding region: 263-2824 (853 amino acids)
Biological process (GO): regulation of transcription by RNA polymerase II
Cellular component (GO): nucleus
Molecular function (GO): DNA-binding transcription factor activity, RNA polymerase II-specific; metal ion binding; RNA polymerase II transcription regulatory region sequence-specific DNA binding
Source: RefSeq, a predicted model, not a curated record
UGUCAGGAAGCAAGCUGAUUGGCCGAGGCCUAGCAAAGGGUGCCCGGGGAUCCAAAACUGCAGGCCGCACUUAGCUUACCGUCAAAAAUAAACCAAAACAAUAACAGACAAAACUGAGAAGGGGGAGAAACACCGGUAGAGUCUGAAGACGACGUUAUCAGAGGGAUUGGUUACCUUGAUGGAAGAAAGCCCAUCAAAUAUCUUAUUGGUUUUAUUCUAAGGGUUUUGUCAUCAAAUGUGAAGUCUUUUUCUGAGUGAAGACAUGGAUCAAGGAGGAGGGGUGUUGGAGCUACACACUCAGGAGCUGAAAAUGCCCCACGCUAUGAUCAUGCAAGACUUUGUUGCAGGCAUGGGGGGUCUGGCUCACAUUGAUGGGGAGCACAUUGUGGUGUCUGUGCCCGAGGGUAUGCUUCUUUCUGAUGUGAUGACGGACGAGGGCAUCCUCCUGGAGCAUGGGCUUGAGGUGGAAGGCCUGGAGACUCAGGUGGUCCAAGGCCUGGAGACAGAAGUGGUGGAGAGCUUACAUGCAGACGUAGAAGGCUUGGAGGCAGAGGUGGUUGAGGAGCUACAGACACAAGUGGUGGAGCUGGAGGCGCAGGUUGUUGAGGGCCUAGAGGGGGAGGUGGAAGUUGAGGGUCUCGAGGCACAAGUGGUGGAGGGCCUGGAAACGGAGGUAGAUGUUGAGGGCCUGGAAGCUCACGUUGUUGAGGGCCUUGAGGAGGAGGUGGAAGUAGAGGGUUUAGAAGCUGAGGUUGUCGAAGGUCUGGAGGUAGACGUGGAAAGUCUGCAAUCUCAAGGAGUGGAAGCCCAUGAAAUCACCAGUGAGGACAUGGUGUCCUCAGAACACAGUGUGAUCAUGCCCGACAAUAUUCUGGGCACAGAAGUUGCGAUAGAGGAAGAGCUGGACCCCCAUCAUCACCACGUCCUCACCUCAGACCUCAUCCAGGGCUCAAACCACCACCACCACGAUGACAUGCCAGACCAGGUGUUUGUGGCAGAGCUACUGUCCGAGCACCAGGGCAACACGCUGGACCACCAGCUUGUGUCAGAAGGCUUGAUGGUUACAGAGGCCAACUCCGAGACCAUAAUCCAGGAACAGAUGCCAACUGAGGCUGUUCCCUUGCAGACAGAUGAGGAUGAUGAUGCAAGAAGCAGCUCUGAGGAUUACCUCAUGAUCUCCUUGGAUGAGGUGGGAGAGAAGCUGGACAUAGGAGAUACUCCUCUGGAGAUCAGCACUGAGGUAAUGGAAGACAAGGAAUCUAAAGAGGAGGACGGCUCUGAGGUCAUCAAAGUCUACAUUUUCAAAGCUGAAGCAGAUGACGAUUUAGGCGGAACCGAGGUAAUAACAGAGGAUGACUACCAGAAUGGUCAUCCUGACCUGGAAGCUGCAUCGUCAGGGAGACUGGGAGUUGGCCGUGACAAGAUGGUCUACAUGGCAGUCAAGAACCACCCGAAAGAAGAAGAGGAUGAUGAGGAUGACAGUGACGAUGAUGACGAUGAUGACAUCAGUAAUACCAUUGAACAGGUGAAAAAUGGAAAUUCCACACCAUUUUUGCAAAUCCGAGAAGGGCUGGGUGUCAACCGUGCUCUCAAACCUAAAACUAAGAAAAAGAAGAAAGGAGACACGCGGCAGUGUCAGACUGCUGUUAUCAUUGGACCAGAUGGUAUGCCUUUGACGGUCUACCCGUGCCACAUAUGUGGAAAGAAGUUUCGCUCGCGAGGCUUUCUCAAAUGCCACAUGAAGAACCACCCUGACCACCUGCUUAAGAAGAAGUAUCAGUGUACAGACUGCGACUUUACCACCAACAAGAAGGUCAGUUUCCACAACCACUUGGAGAGUCACAAGCUGCUGAGCCACAACAAUGAGCGCUCUCCAGAAUACACUGAGUACGCACGGCGCUACCAUGAGUCCAGCCCCCUGGGCUCUGACAAGCUCAUCGUCAAAGACCGGGAGCCCAAACUUCAUCACUGCAAGUACUGCGAUUAUGAGACAGCCGAGCAGGGCCUGCUCAACCGUCACCUGCUGGCUGUGCACAGUAAGAACUUUGCCCAUGUGUGUGUCGAGUGCGCCAAAGGAUUCCGCCACCCGUCAGAGCUGAAGAAACACAUGCGGACCCACACAGGCGAGAAGCCCUACCACUGCCCGCACUGCGAGUUCCGCUGCGCAGAUCAAUCCAACCUAAAGACUCACAUCAAGAGCAAGCACGGCGCAGAUCUGCCUUUCAAAUGCAGCCAUUGUCCUCAAGCCUACGCUGAUGCACGGGAACUCCAACGUCAUAUAGAGGUGGUGCAAGGUCACAAGACCCAUCAGUGCCCACACUGUGAGCACAAGAGCACCAACUCCAGUGACCUGAAACGACACAUUAUCUCUGUUCACACCAAGGACUUCCCCCAUCAGUGUGACGUGUGUGAGAAAGGCUUUCACAGGCCCUCGGAGCUGAAGAAACACGCGGAGACACACAAGGGCAACAAGGUGCACCAGUGCCGGCAUUGUAACUUCAAUGCUCCCGACACCUUCACCUUGAGUCGCCAUAUCCUGUCCUUGCAUACAAAGGACCUCCCCUUUAAGUGCAAGCGCUGCCGGCGAGGCUUCCGCCAGCCCGCUGAGCUGAAGAAGCACAUGAAGACACACAGUGGUAGAAAGGUUUAUCAGUGCCAGUAUUGUGAGUAUAACAGUACGGACGCUUCUGGCUUCAAACGCCACGUUAUCUCCAUUCACACCAAGGACUACCCCCACCGCUGCGACUACUGCACCAAGGGCUUUAGGAGGCCUUCGGAGAAGAGCCAGCACAUAGCCAGGCAUCACAAAGACAUGUUGAUGUAAUGUCAUCGCACACACAAACACACUCCUCUUUCCUGAGUAAAUCUGUGUCACACACCCAGAGAUAAUUUUAGUAUAUUAACAAAUGAAGUGACGGAUGUAGGCUGUUGAAGAAGACGACAACAUUAUAAUUGCCGUUAUGUGUUCUGUGUUGUAACAGGUGUAAACCUCCUCCCCAGGGGUAAUGGAAGAACACAUUUUAGAUGGGGGUAAAGUCUAAAAAAAGACAGUGUGUACACUGAGUGGGACAGCUGUAAAUUGUGUUUUGUUUUGUUGCAGAAAAUCACAUAUGAACAUAUAUUCAGGGUCUCAAAUGUCUAUAUUUUUAUACCCACUCAGCUGAAAUGCUGCAAGAUGAUGACUGUGUCCUGUAAAACAGAAAGCGGUGCUUUGUGAACGUCAUGCCAGUUCUUCAGAUGAUGUGGAAUGAGUACAGGAGACGUUUGCCUCCAUAGUACCAACUAGUAUCUCUUUUCCUUAUUAACCAGGUUUUUACCCUGACAUUUGUUUUCAAUGCCAUCUGGUCUUUAAGGGGCAGGGCCAUUCAUGAGUUCAUAAAUGGUUUUGAAUGAUGUUGACACACAUUACGCACCUUAAAAAGAUAUCUCAAUAAAUCUAACAGCUGAACUUCCAACAUUUUGGAGUUACAUUAAAUUAAUCAUGUAUAAUAUAGGCUAUAUUCCGUUAAAUAUGUUUUAAAAGUUGAGUCAUAGUUUUGUUGUUGUCUGAUGAGCGGUGUCUAACAAGGAAAAAUGGUGCAGUUGGUAUAUUAGUAGAAUAUGAGAAAUCUGCUAUUUGCUAUGAGGGUGCCGAUAAUUAACAGGUGUAUUAUUAUAUGAACUUGACAGAUGGAUUGGUUCACGUUUGAUGACCCCUGAAGAUCUUCUAUCUGACUGCCACUGUAAGUUGCGUAUGUGUAAUGUUACCUAUGACACAGAUGUGCUCUCUCAGCUAACCAUUUGAUUGCAAUCAUGCCUUACAUCUGAUGGUCUUUAUCUCUUAAGCACUGAUAAACACAGCUAAUCAGAAAUUAAGUGAUUUUUAACUCUCAAACAUGCUGUAUCAAUACCAUUCUCUCAGAGAUUGUGUGUUUGAGUCAGUAGAAAGCACUUUAAUAACUUUUGUAUUUUAAUUACGUGUGCAUACACGGACACGCGCACACACACAUAUAUACAUAUAUAUGUAUGUAUAUAUAUAUAAAUAAAUCCUACAUAAACAAUUACAAAGCUUUGUGAGUUGGUAAAGGUAAAGAUUCUUUUGAGUGUUAUCGCUGGUGAGUGGGCACGAUCCAUUACUGCAUCAAAACUGAAUUGUCAUUGAAAAGUGGUGGGUGAAACCAUUUAUUGUUUUGUUCUAUGGAUAAGUGAUUGGGUUUUGUGUUUUGUUUGUGCUCACUAACAAGUUUCCCAGACCCUCGUCCUACAACCCUAAAUAACCCAACCCGGUCCCAAACAUGGGAUUAUUCCCUUGAAGUCAGUGGUCAUCAUAUUGGCGUUAGUCUUUAAAGUAUGCACAUAUGCUGUCUCCAUGAAAUUAAUUGUGGUAUAUAUUAAAAAUCCCUGCAUUUCGUGUACCUUAGUCUAUAUUUUCUUUCAGUCUGAUUGUCGAUAAACUACUGGUGGGGAAGAACCAAAAUAAACAAUUAUCUUUUUACA